Molecule: messenger RNA, 3553 nt
Organism: Nilaparvata lugens (brown planthopper)
Lineage: Eukaryota; Metazoa; Arthropoda; Insecta; Hemiptera; Delphacidae
Exons: 21
Coding region: 21-3305 (1094 amino acids)
Source: RefSeq, a predicted model, not a curated record
AUGAAAUGAAAUGAGAUGAAAUGGAGCUUCUCUGUAACAGGUCAACGCCUUAUGCAAUCAAGAAAGGAGAAAUUUAUCCACUGCCAACCAAUGACAUUCCAACCAGAGAGCAUAUUUCAAGAGACUAUCAAUGGGAUGGUGAACAGUAUGAGCAUUUUGAAAAUGACAAGGACCAGGAGAAAACAAUGCGUCUAGAAGUGAAUGGAGAUUCUACUCUGGCAACAAACCAGCCACAAGUUAUCAUCUGUAAAGCACAAGAAACAUUGGUGGAGAGAUUUCCUUUCUUCAAAAUUAUAAAAGGAACUGAGUUGAUUGAAUCAAUGCAAUCUGAUACAGACAGGACCCUCAAUGAGAAAUAUUUCGACAACAUGAAGAGUGAGAAGUGGCUCUGCAGUGAAGUAAAGGAAAAACAAAGAGCUUCCACCUCUUCUUCACCGACUGAAAUUGUCCGAGUUAUAACCAAGCAAACCCUGAGGAGACCCAAUGAUAUUUGUGUGAUAGAGCACACACCAUUGGAUAGGAUAUGGUUUGAAAUGUUCAAUAACAACUAUCAGACAAAAGUCGAAGAAAUCAGAUACUAUCAGAAGGAUGGAGAACAGUUCAAAUUGUACAAUAAUUUGAACUCCCAUGUUAUACUUGAACAUGAUCCACCGACUGGUGUAUGGAAGAGUGGAACAGAAUACCUGAAUAACUUUAAUGGGAAAUCAAAAACAAUAUAUAAAAUAGUAAAGUUGGAUGAGGGCUAUUAUGAGCCAGUGAGGAUGUAUCACCUGAAUAUGACUAGAAGCACAGAAGCCUUCAGAACAUUGCUAAUAGGUUCCAAGUGGACUGAAAUAUAUGGAAAUCAUCAGACCACUUUGAUAUGUGUUGAAGAUAAAGAACUAGCUGGAAGUGAGUUCUCGGAAAAGGAUUCUUUGUAUUUUACAAAAAUAUCUCAGCAAGGGACAGGAGAAGACAAUGAGUAUAAUUUCCAUGAUGACUUCAAACUCUUGACACUCAAAAUCUGGGAAUGCACUGAUGAUGCCAAUAGUGAAUCAUCUCUAUAUGGAGUAAUGAAUACUUUCACAUUGAGAAGAGAUGAUAAUUCACUAAAAGAAAUUAUCUAUUAUGAUGGAGUGACUGUUAUACAUGGCAUGCUAAGCAAUCAGAGGCUUCAUUAUGAGUUCACAGAAUUCAAAUAUCUCAAUGUAGCUGAUAUGAGUGUAGUUAAGUUUGAAGGGAAGGUAGUGAUGGCUCAAGGCAGUGAACCAGCUCAGGUGACAUCACAGUUGGAGGAAAAGAGUGCAAAAGAUACAGUACCUGUUCUGAACCAAGUAGUCCCUGGACAAAAUGAAGUUUUUCUAACCAAAAUUAAUAACAUUGGUAUUACCUUGGAAAUUGGUGAGAUACUUCAGCCUGAUCCUUAUGCUGGAUCAAUUCUAGAUUUGCACUGCACUUCGAAUGACAGCUCGACCAUAGAACGUAUCAAAAGUGAAGGCUUACAUCAUCCAAGAAUCUCCAAAUUCAACUCUCUUCAUCAUUCAGUUGUCAUGACACCUGAAGAAAUAGGAGAGUUAUUUGAAACAUCACAUGCUUUACAAGAGUGCUGGGUGACUGAGGGUUUAGACAUAGUUCAUUCUUCCUACUACAGAGUGGUCACUGUUUUGAAAUUGAAAAACACUGAUACACUUAGACAAAUUUAUUAUUAUGAUGAAGUAAACAUUCAUGAAGCCGAUAAUGAGUUGACAAUAGAAGUAAUACAGUAUAUGUUCCUUCAAGUAAAAGAAAAUGAAGAUGGAUCCACCGAAGAAGGAUUAAUAAAAGUCAAAUUAGAUCAUUUUCGUACGUUAUUGCCUGAUGUACAGUUUGAAGAGAGACAUAUGCAUCACAGAGAGAAAAUAGACUACCGUUUGGACAGAGAAAAAGUGCAAUUAUCCAAUGGAGAAGGCAAAGGAAUCACUAUUCAAGUUGAAUCUCAAGAUGAUACAACAACCAUUAUUGGAAAUCCAUCUGAGAUAGUAACGUGCCUGAAAAUCAAGGACCUCCCAGUUGGAGAUAAUAUAUUCAACUCGAAGAUAUGUUCGAAUAUAGGGUCCGAAGAUGAAGAAAUUAAAUAUGUGGAUGUGAGUGAAUUCCCAGACCUGGAGCAAGUGUCACAGGACAUAUGGCGUUGUAGUGGUGAUGAGGACUUGAAAUUUCUAAUUGUGCAGAAUAAAAUGAUAAUAAAAGAUACAAAAAUUCGAGUCUAUCAUAAGACUCAAGUUUCUGUUGGAACAUUAUUUCUGCCCAAUGGAGAAGAAGUUCUACUGAUGAGUGAUGAAAAAUUUCUUUUGGAAGAAAAGAGCAAAGAUGGGCAAUAUGAAUACAAUGUUGUUAGAAUAUUUGGCACCAUCAAGUAUCUACUGGAAACUCUACCAGAGGCUGACACAUUUCUCAGACACAAUAUUGAAGCACCAGUAAAAAUUCUCACAGAGCGAACUAAUGAUCACAUCUGGUCAUUGGAUAGUGUGAGGCUUCUGGCAUUUAGAGAUCUAAAAUUGGCAGAGCGUCGAAUCCAAGGUGUUCAUUACUCAGGAGAUAUCCAUCAGCAAGAUUUCCAUACAAUGAUAUUGGAUUCUGGAGCAAGUCGCAUGUUUCAAUUGGGACGAUUUUAUGAUAAAGUUCUGAAUACAAAAGAUCUCCAUGCAGAGGAACCAUUGAAGUGUAUUCGAUUCACAUGGGGCUCAGCGUUUACUCCAAAGUACACUCCCAGGGUGGCAGAGUAUGUUGGCAGGCAUUUGUACACUAUGGACAAGCAGACAUUUGAUGAGAACUUUCAAGUUAUCGAUGUGGCAGUUUGGCUAUGCACCAACAAAUUUGAUGAACUGUUACGAGUGAAAACGGUUUAUAAACCAAUACAAGAAGUACCAAUUUUUGCUGUAAGAUAUGCAGAUGGCAUCGAGGUUGAAGUUUCCAGAGAUGGAAAACACCUUAUCAAAGUGAAUGAAAUUCUGUACAUGGAUGUAUUGGCUUUGAACGUUUACAGAUAUGAUGGUAAUUUACAAGAAAGAAUUGUACCUGCAAUCCCUCCUGUCAGAGUAUCAUCUGCAGAAAGUUACCACGAGAGGGACGAGACCAUGAUGAGAGAAAUACAAGUGGAAGGCCCUUCGAAAAAAUCAUGUGUUGCUGCCAAAGGAGAGGCCUAUCUAUUAGCAUCAGUCAAUACACUGAAAGCAUUAUUUGAAUGUCUCAAACCAUUCUUCAAGAUACCAAGACUUGGAAAAUCUAGAAAGCCUACGCAACCUCCACCAGGUAAACUUCAAGAGCUUGAAGUAGAGUCGGCCUGAGUUAUGAGAAGCCUGGAAGAAGAAUAUUAGUGAGGACCACCUUAUAAAGUCAGCAGCACUUGACUAGAAUUGGAGUUGCUAUUCUUGUCUGUCAUUGAGCAAAGCAAACAGCUCUAUUUUCUCUAGCUCCACAACAUUGUCAAAUUGUUUUUAAACUAUAUUAAAUCUAAUUUAUCAUCAACAUAUUCAAUCUCUUUUGCGACAAUACAUUAUUCAAUCAAAACACAUUUUCCUGGGAAAUAUAUAAU